AUGUCACUAAAAGGCAAAGUAUUCGCCAUUACAGGCGGUGCAAGCGGAAUCGGAUACGCAACAGCCAAGAUUCUCUCGAGUCGUGGCGCCGCGGUAGGAAUCGCCGACGUGGACCCCGAGGCGCUCAAGGCCGCCGAGGACUACUUUUCUUCCCAGGGCGAUGCUACUGCUGCUGCUUUCCUCAUCUCCAAGGUCGACGUCUCCAAGCGGGCCGAGGUCGACGGCUGGAUAGCAUCCAUUGUGGCCAAAUUUGGCCGCCUCGACGGCGCCGCCAAUGUGGCCGGAAUCAUUGGCAAGCAUCAUGGUCUGGCCUCGGUGGCGGAGCUUGACGACACGGAGUGGGACAAGAUUAUUGCCGUCAACUUGACCGGCAUGAUGUAUUGCCUGCGAGCCGAGCUGCAAAGUGUCGUCGACGGUGGGUCUAUCGUCAAUGUAUCUUCGAUUCAUGGGACCAAGGGUUUUGCAAAACAUGCGGCUUAUGAUGCCAGUAAACACGGUGUGGUCGGCCUGACCAAGGCCGCAGCAUUGGAGAAUGGGGCUCGUGAAAUUCGAGUCAACAGUGUGGCCCCUGGAUCCAUCUAUACUCCGCUCAUGAAGAAGGCUUGGGACUUCCAUAACAGGGCAGAUGAUGCAAAAUUCGAUGAGCCGACCGCAUUCCAAAGACUAGGAACGGCGGAGGAGACGGCCAAUGUCAUUGUAUUCCUACUGGGUCCAGAAAGUACAUUCGUCAAUGGGAGUGUAUACUCUGUUGAUGGCGGCUGGAUAUAA
Molecule: messenger RNA, 768 nt
Organism: Pestalotiopsis fici W106-1
Lineage: Eukaryota; Fungi; Ascomycota; Sordariomycetes; Amphisphaeriales; Sporocadaceae
Exons: 2
Coding region: 1-768 (255 amino acids)
Source: RefSeq, a predicted model, not a curated record